CGCGGUCAGCGCUGGCGCCGCAGGAAAGUUUGCGGCGGGGCCGGGCCGGGAUGGACGCGCUCAAGUCCGCGGGUCGGGCCCUGCUGAGGAGCCCCAGCGUCCACAAACCCUCGUGGGCCGGCGGGCGGCACAAGAAGCUGCCCGAGAACUGGACGGACACGCGGGAGACGCUGCUGGAGGGGAUGCUCUUCAGCCUCAAGUACAUGGGCAUGACCCUGGUGGAGCAGCCCAAGGGAGAGGAGCUCUCUGCAGCCGCUGUCAAAAGGAUCGUGGCCACCGCAAAAGCAAGUGGGAAGAAACUGCAGAAGGUGACUCUGAAGGUGUCGCCCCGAGGGAUCGUCCUGAACGACAGCAGCACCAACGAGCUCAUCGAGAACAUCUCCAUUUACAGGAUUUCCUACUGCACGGCAGACAAGACCCACGAUAAAGUGUUUGCCUACAUUGCCCAGAACCAGCUCAAUGAGAACCUGGAGUGCCACGCCUUCCUGUGCACCAAGCGGAAAAUGGCUCAGGCUGUCACCCUCACCGUGGCUCAGGCCUUCAAAAUCGCCUUCGAGUUCUGGCAGGCAGCAAAGGAAGAGAAGGAGAAGCGGGAAAGGUCCAUCCUGGAAGCAGAAGGGACGAGCAGCCCCGGCUCAGAAGCUCCUGCCCGUCCUGUCACACCAGCAGCCACAGGGAACUUGCUGGACUUUGAGGACCCUGCCAGAUCCCCCCUGGGCAGCAGCACAGAGUCCCCACAGCUGGACAACAGCGGCUUUGGGCCCAGCCCCUCGGUCAACAACAACGUGGUGUGGGAAAUGGAUGAUGGGCUCGAGGAGGCGUUUUCAAGACUGGCCCAGUCGAGGACGAACCCGCAGGUGCUGGACACGGGGCUGACGGCUCAGGACAUCCAGAGUGCAGAGACUCUGUCCCCUGUGGACUGGAACAAAAUCGACCCCGGCACGGCAGAGAAGGAUGAUCUGUUCAUGUUCUGAGGGCAGAGGCAUCCAAGAGAGGAAAACCACUCGGAGCCUGUGGCCUGGAUCGUGCUGUUCCGGGUGCUGUAACCGGGGAACCUUCGCAGGGCUCUCCAGCAGCUCAGAGGGUGUCACAGCCCAGUUUAGACCAAAGCUUCAGAAACCUAAUGCGGAUUUUUGUACCUUGCUUUUAUCUAAACCACGAGAUGCUCUUGGAGGUAUUUAUUCACAGUUUACAGGUGUUCCUGGGAGGUGUGGAGAGCAUCUGCAGCAGUGCCUGUCCCUGCCUGCAAACAGCCUGGGCACCACCAAAGCCCCUCCGUGAGCAGCCCCCAGCCAAGGGCUGCGGAGGCAAACGCAGCUCUGAGUGUUUCUAAUCCACGGAUUCGGGAACAACACAUCACCUGCCUGCCCAGGGAGGGGGUUUGCAGCAGCUGCUGGCAGUGUGAAAUCAGAGAGGGAGCAGAGCUGGAGCUUUUGUGUGAGUGUCUGUGGCACUCUCACAGCUGUCAGUCACCCCGCGCCUCCCGGCUCUCCACGUGGGAAUUGACGCUUUUUAACCCAAAGACUCUGCCAAGUUUUGCACUUUAAAACUCGAACUGAAAGCGAUGGUCCGAAUUGUCAAGGUAAGCAGUGCCUGGAACUUCUCCUCAGAAGCUAUUUACCCAAAAAGAACCCACCCUGGCAAUGCUGCAGCUCAAAGCUGACCCCUCACCUCUGACCGACUCGAGAUCCUAAAGCUCCGUUGGCUUUAAAAG
This is a messenger RNA of Corvus hawaiiensis (hawaiian crow), 1714 nucleotides long. RefSeq names its product low density lipoprotein receptor adaptor protein 1 (gene LDLRAP1). Lineage: Eukaryota; Metazoa; Chordata; Aves; Passeriformes; Corvidae. The coding region runs from base 51 to 974 and encodes 307 amino acids. The record is from RefSeq and is a predicted model, not a curated record. Gene Ontology annotation, cellular component: early endosome. The transcript is spliced from 9 exons.